This is a messenger RNA of Amorphotheca resinae ATCC 22711, 993 nucleotides long. RefSeq lists its product as hypothetical. The annotation marks the transcript as partial. The record is from RefSeq and is a predicted model, not a curated record. The transcript has a single exon. Lineage: Eukaryota; Fungi; Ascomycota; Leotiomycetes; Helotiales; Amorphothecaceae.
CUUCCAACCCGCAUUUUAGAUCUCGACCUUAGGGAUGGGACUCAAGACCUAUGUCUCCAUGAGCCGCACUCAGAGUUCGGCGUGUAUGCAACGCUGAGCCAUUGUUGGGGGUCCGGUGAUAAGCCCUUCAUGACCGAGCUGGCGACACUUAAGAAACGACGAAAGCGGAUCUCUUUUCUCGACCUCCCUCUCAGCUUCCAGGAUGCGGUGAAAAUAUGUAGGAAGCUAGAGAUAAGGUACCUCUGGAUCGACACGCUCUGCAUUAUCCAGGACUCCUUCAAGGACUGGGCUUCAGAAUCGGCUCAGAUGGCUCGGAUAUACAAGGAUGGCGUUUUGAUGAUUGCUUUCUCGGACUAUCAGGACUGUCACCAACCCGUACUUACUCAGAGACCCGAACUGCUUACUUGCGAACUAGGCAAGAAUCUGAAUGGUGUUUAUAUGCAGUCCUCCUUCGCUCGUGCUGUUGGAGAUAGUAAUCGAUAUGUUCCAUCAUUGCUCAACGAAUGGCCUUCCUACAUUCUAGGACUCUCAAGCCAACUGGGCCGGCGGGCGUGGGCCUUCCAAGAACGUAUCUUAGCACCCCGAAUCUUGCAUUACACCUCUCAACAACUCAUUUGGGAAUGUGCAAGUCAAACUUUGUCUGAGAAUGGUAUUGAAUCUCACACGCGGGACCAUACAAUUCCCAGCAUUCAAGAGACUCGCUCGAAGAAUGAGUUCUAUAGAUAUUGGCGUGAAAUACUGCAGAGAUAUACCGAGUGUAGUCUCACCUUUUCAUCCGACAAGUUUCCAGCAUUGUCGGGGGUAGUAAGUGAGGUCCAGAAGCGUAUUGAUGAUGUUUAUGUUGCCGGAUUAUGGAAAGGAGAUCUCCCUCUGGGUUUGAUGUGGGUCCCCGCCAGAGGCACAUUACCGGUAGCUGAGUACCGAGCGCCAUCCUGGAGUUGGGCCUCCUUCGAAGGGAAGAUUGAACAUAAGCACUGGAUACAAGCAGAGGAC